This is a messenger RNA of Chara braunii, 3044 nucleotides long. The record is from the annotation of a GenBank genome assembly. NCBI's taxonomy places the organism in Eukaryota, Viridiplantae, Streptophyta, Charophyceae, Charales, Characeae.
CGGGCGAUCGUCGACAACGGUCCAAAAUUCGAAUGCUUUUCCCACCGGGCGCCCUUUUGACGGCGCCAGUCUCAUUAGAGAAGAUCGUCAUUUUYUUCGAUCGUCGUCACUCCUCGCACAUUGGAGCACAAAACUUUCACCGAUCUUUCUUGUGUCGAMGGGCUUGUUCGUUGAACGGUCGACSGCCGACGUCACAAUGCAGCCCUUCGAACGACCCUUACAUGGCCGACGGGCUGCACAGGCUGCCUCUGCUGGUCCUGGUCACCGUSCUGCUUCUCGUCGUUGUCUUCUUCCACGUGUGUUUCGUCGGCCUCGUCCCGAUCGCGGCACGCAGAAGGAGAUCUUYGAAGAAAGCYGACAGGAUGGAUCGACAAGUGGCCAACGGCAGACCGACAGGCACAACCUCCGGAGGGAGCAAUCGGCAACACAGUGCGGGGUAUGUGGCGAAGCGGCCGUACGACCCGAGGUCGUAUGCACACCUGCCUUCUCACGAGAUUCCUCUGCCGUCGUCGGAUGACGAGGGAGGAGACGCCAGGUCGUUGACUUUGCCGUUGGGAAGUGGGUCGACGCAGGAAUGGGCGGCGACGCAGUCGUGUGGACGCGGGAGGGUGGAGACCCCGUGGUCUUACACGUCACUGUUGAACGAGGGGCUGUGCGACGACGACGACAAUGCAGCGGUUGAUCUCAGCUUCCAGUUGUCCAGCAGCAGCGGAGAGGCGGUAACGCACACUCGGAUCAUCAAUCCCCACCYGGGUGUGGAUUGCGCGGACAACACGCACGGUGGUGUGUGCGGGCCGCGAGACGGCGGUCUGCCUCAAUCGCUUCGUGAACGUGGUGGUGAUCGGAAUGAGUCGACGUCGACCGUCGGCGGAGGAGUCGGUGCUCAUGAACGUCCGGAGUGGAUGCGGUUGUCACCUGCGUUGCGAAGCGGAUCCGGCGCUCCUUCUGCACGACAGCGGCCGAAGCAUUUGCGUCAGGAAGGUGCGGACGUACAGCGCGACGGCAAGCAGCUGUGGGCAGAGUGCAGGCAGGCCUUGCAUCAACGUGGAACGGAGACAAUCACAAGAGGGGUGCAACGACUCCACCUGGACGAAGGGGACGAAGCUGCUGCUGAGGAUGCCCAGGGGGCGCUGGGGAGGAAGGCGACGAAGGACGGAGCGACUGCGAGGAAGGGUCACGCUGCAAAAAGUCGAUGGAGCAAGAAAAUGGAUGACGACACGGGCCGGAGCGAUGGCGAGGGCGGCCGGAAUUUCUGGUCGGUGGGAGACACGAUCGCACUCGUGAGGGCAAGAAGGGACCAAGAUCUGUAUUUCGUGGGCAUGGGCACUAGUUUCGCCCGCAUGAAAACGAGGGAGUGGAUGUGGGAGGAGGUGAGGGUGAGGUUGCAGUCGAUGGGCGUGACGAGGGAUGUUGUCGACUGCGGGAAGAAAUGGGACAACUUGAUGCAGCAAUUCAAGAAGGUUCACAAGUUGCAGAACCUCUCCGACGGGAAAGACUACUUCAAACUUGCAUCGAAGGACAGGCGGUCAGAGGGCUUCAGCUUCGUCAUGGACCGGAGCGUGUACGGCGAAAUGGAGGCCAUGACGAAGGGGGAUCACACGAUCCACUCGAAAAAUUUGGCGGACACGGGGGCGACCGGUGGGGUUCAGAUGCCGGCAGGCGCGGGGGCUGCAGGGGACACCAUGGCCACUGAGGGUGGAGGGGACGCAACCGAUGAGGAGCAGGGGUCGACGAAAGACUCCACAUUCAGCGCGGGRAGCGGCGGCGGUUAUGGGAAGAGGAAGAACAUGCGGCAACAAACCUUUGAGGCCGUCGCCGACGUUAUGGAAAAGCAUGGUGCGCUUAUGGCGAGCACAAUGGACAGCGCAAGCAAGCGGCAAUGCUCGAUGAUGUCACCGGAAUGCAAACGCCCCCCGUGCCCAGGAGUGUCGUCAUGCCGAAAAUUCCCGAAAUCAUCGACGACCCUCACAAGGAUUGUGGAUCCCGCACAACUGCAGCAGGCGAUCGCCCGCGCGACGGCAGCGGAGAAUAUCGCUCUGCGCGUCUUAUAUGGAUGGGUCUUCAAGUCCGAGAACCGCCCCCGAGGAUUCAAUGCCGCUUUCCAGUACGCGUUGGAGUCGAUGGCGACGAACAUUGCGCGCGUCAUGUGGAACGGCGAGGAGUGGAGUAACGUCGUUAGCGCGCCCAUUUGCGCGCACACAAUCGACCUGAAUAUGGACUUGCCAUUGUGGUUUGCGGGCACGAACAUCAAAGAUAGGCCGGAGGACGAUGACAUGGCGGCACACCAGGAGUCUACCGUCGUAUGCAUCACGCAUGCGUUUCGCGCCGCGGUGCAAAUGGGUGGCAUCGUCGACGACAGUUUCAUCUCGCACGAGCGUCUGUGUAGAAUUGCGGAUUGCUUCAGGUUGUUGUUGGCUGCUUGCAUGUGGUUGAUGCGCGUGGUGGGAGACGAUGUGCGCGGCCACUACGAAGCCUUUUACUUCGCAAAGCUGGUGGCGAAGCCCAUGCUCGUCGCGUCCAUGCAUCGCGUUUUCGAUCAUCGGCGGUCCAUCAUCCGAGCCACGAACGCCGUCACGGAGAGACUGGGGAAGGUGAACGCAACACUCGGAGAGUACCCGAAGUCCAUCCUCGAAAGGGCUUCCUGCGGCAUCGUCUUUGGGCAAGAUGCGAGCAUAACGGGGCCAGAGGAUGCGAAGAGGAGGGAUUGGUUGGGUUCCGGCCCCUUGGAGGACGGCGACGACGACGAUGGAAAAGAGGACGCGUAGGGGGGCGGUCGGGAGGGAGAGGGUGUCGCCUGUGCUUACACGUGCAGCGCGAAAGAGGGUGCGCGAACGGGGCUCUUUUUCCGGCAAGGGUAAGGGAAGCGGAGAGGGGGCAGGCCGAGACCGCGUCGAAGACGAAGUUCUGGUGGUGCCACGUAACGAUGACGGAUUGUUGAUGGCCUCCUCCUUCGUUCAGCAUGUGUGCACCGUCUCGCUCGUACAUGCAGGCGCUCGACUUUUUCGGUCGUGCACUUCGGUUGGGUGCGUGAUGCAACUGCGCUC